GACACGCUUUACGUCUGUUUGGGAGGCUGAUUCAAAAUGGAGUAGAGAUUAGAGGCUUGAACUCAACCAAAUCAGGUUCAGCAGCUGUAUUUUCGUCUUUACAUCGUUUUUAUUAAAACCCAGUUCGACUACUUAGAAAAUUAAUAACCUCAAUACAAUGUCAGAAGAAAAGAAGUCCAGCUCUUUAGGUUUCUUUUCGAGCUACGACGAUUUGAGCGACAGCAGCGACUCAGACGAGGAGGGAGGCAGUCGGAAGAAGAAACCGGGGACAGAAGCUGCGGGAAGCGGAGCCGAGUCCUCCCAGCACGGGACCAAGCGAGCGGCCGGUGGAGCUCCUUUACCCAGACCUGACGAGCUGUUCAGCUCCGUGUCAAAGCCUGCUUUUCUCUACAAUCCGCUGAAUAAGCAGAUAGACUGGGAGAGUCUGACGGUCAAAGCUCCUGAAGAGCCUGCCAGAGAGUUUAAGCCAUGGAAGACAAAUGCUGUGCCCCCUCCUGAGAGCUACACUGCAGAGCCAGAGAAGAAGAAGGGACCUCCCCCAGGUAUGGACAUGGCUAUUAAGUGGUCCAAUGUGUACGAGGACAAUGGGGAAGAUGCACCGCAGCCUUACACUGGCAAUGCCCAGUUUCUACCUGCAGAGGAGCAACCAUCAGACUCAGACGAGGAAUCAGAGAAACCAUCCCUCUCUGCCAAGAAACGUCGAGUGGAGACCUUUCAGCAGAAGGAGAAGAGGAAGAGGGAUUUGGGACAAGCCACCUCUGACAAGAACUUCGUAGAGGAAGAGAAAAGGAUCCUCAGGCAAAAGGCUGAGUGAGGCCUCAGCAGCCUGCAGCAAGGCAUCUGUGUCUAAUCUAAACGUUUUAGUUUCAGCCGUGGACAUUCACCAACAUUAGCAUAGUGGUCAGCUAGGUGGCAACCAUUUUAUCUAUAUGUUGUUAUGCUGUAGUUUGCAAAAUUGUUGCAUUUGUUCUGUUUUCAAAUGACUCAGCACAUUUGCAAGAAAAGCUUUAUAUCAAUGGUGUAUCAAUUUGAGAGUGUGACAGUCUCAGUGCAAAAAUGUAAACCUAAGAAUUUAGAUUCUGUCAAAUCCCUGCUGACUGUUUUCCCAAAUCAAAGGGGAAUUCAGAUGUUUUCAGUUAGGGUCAUAUUUUCAUAGUUUUGACCAUUGUCCCUUUUAUUUUUUAUUCGCUCGCUCUGUUCGAGAGACACUGAGAUGAGGGAUAUCACCAGAUACAGCUUUACAUUGUGCACAGAGCACUGGGCAUUACCAAACAAGAGAUCAGACAGAUUUGGUCCCAGUUUGGCAUCAUGUUUGCUUUAUUUCAGAAUAUGUAGUGUAGACAACUGGGUGAAAUGGGACUUCUGAUUGCUCUUGUCCUAGCGUCCCUUGAUCUUUGCAAAGAUGUAAAGCCAAAACUAAAAAAAACAAGUUAAACACAGCAGUUUUCCUAUGAAUGAGGGUUUAGCCAUUCAGCUGUGACACAUUAAACAUUAAGUGUGGUCAUUUGGCUUUGUCUCCUUUUUUAAUUUAAUGACUUAAAACAGUGACGUUUUGCAGUGGUGUUUACUUGGUCUGUGUUUGUGGUUGUCUUGUACUAUACUAAAUAUCUAUUCACCACUGAAUUAUGACUGUGCCUGUGUUGUGGUAAUGCAGUGACUUUCCUUUAAAAAUGUGAUUAAAAUGACUAUAAAUCUGUUGAAAUAAUCCUUUUUUCACAGAAGACACUUUAACUUGUCACAGUAGGAUAAGCACAGUUGUCGCUAAUAACGUUAAUUGCAGCUCUGUUCUUUUCAAGUGUCCCAGACAGUCGGUCUGCACACACAGGAUCAUGACCCUGAAACUAAAGCAGCUAAAUGGAACUGAGCCAUCACUAAUUUUAUUAUUUACACAUUUGUUUUUCCUGCUGUGACAUGCCAAAAUGUCGUCAGUGAAAAAAGGCCUCUUACUAUUUAAAGAAUUGCUUGUUCUUCCUGCUUAUGGGCACUAGAUGGCGCCUUUAAGCUACACUUACAAUUCACUCCCUUCAUGUUGAUUGUGAAGUCUGCCACACUUUGUGUAAAUGUUGGACACCCAAAUCACAACCAGGGUCUGUGUAUAUAAGUUAAGAUUUUGACAGAGGGAGUGCUGAUCUUCAAUUUGGAAGUUUGUCUUAUCUCAGUUCUCUUGAGAUACUGGAUGCAUACAGACUAUUUAUUCAGUCUCGUGUACCUUGUAUUACAUAACACUUUGCGUGUGUGGUGAAAUAAACAAAAGCAGCUUCCUGUAUAUUUCGUAUUAGUACAGAAUAUUAAUGGAACAUUGUACUGUUGUACAUUUCUGCCAGCAAGUCUUCUCAGUCAGUGACAGUUGAACAGUUGAAUAUGGAGAAUUUUAUAGUUUUGUUUUCAGUGAGAAAUUAUUUAUCAGAAACCACAUAGGCAAUAAAAGAUAUUUUACUGGCAAAA
Molecule: messenger RNA, 2445 nt
Organism: Lates calcarifer (barramundi perch)
Lineage: Eukaryota; Metazoa; Chordata; Actinopteri; Centropomidae
Gene: lg17h1orf52
Product: linkage group 17 C1orf52 homolog
Exons: 3
Coding region: 158-814 (218 amino acids)
Source: RefSeq, a predicted model, not a curated record